UGACGCUCCGCCGUCGUGUCGUGUGCAACCAAAAAUAGCCUCUCCAUUUGCAUGCAUGCUGUUGGUCUCCAAGAAUAGCAUCGCCCGCUCGCUACAAGUACCAACACACAUGCAUCGUUCGCAUCCACCAACGACGACGAGACAUUAUUGAUACAUCAUCACCACAUCAUGCGCCUCCACGCCACGAUGACGAUCGCCGCCGUGCUGUGCCUGCUCCUCUUCUCCGGCCGCCUCGCCGCGGCGAGCAAGUCCUUCGGUGGCGGCGGCUACGGGGGAGAGACGACGACCGGCGGCGGAGAGAGCGCGGCGGCGGCGGCGGAACCGGCGACGCCGCAGAAGGCUUACGUCAACGCCCCGGAGGAGCCGUCGCCGUCGUCGUCAUCCGAGUCGGGCGGCGGCGGGCUGGACCCCGCCGGCGAGCCGGAGAACGGGAUGAACCAGAAGGCGAUCGACGACAUCCUCAAGGAGCACAACCUGUUCCGGGCCAAGGAGCACGUGCCGCCGCUGGCGUGGAACGAGACGCUGGCCAAGUUCUCGCAGCAGUACGCGGAGACGCUCAAGGGCCCCUGCAAGCCCGUGCACUCGACGUCGCCCUACGGCGAGAACCUCAUGUUCGGCACCGGCGGCAUCACUUGGAAGACCACCGUCGACGAGUGGAGCAACGAGAAGAAGAGCUACCACUACGGCUCCAACACCUGCGACCCCGGCAAGAUGUGCGGCCACUACACCGCCGUCGUCUGGAAGAGCACCACCACCGUCGGAUGCGGCCGCGUCAAGUGCAACAACGGCGACACCAUGAUCAUGUGCAGCUACUGGCCGCCGGGCAACUACGAUGGCGUCAAGCCAUACUGAUCCAUCCAUCCAAUUUCUUCUGACGACUUGGAUCGAUCCAACCACCACCAUCGUCAUCAUCAUACUGAUCGAUCGAUCGAUCGAUCACCUCCUACGAUAAACAUUAUUAUUCUUAAUUAUCGAUCAAUUUGACCGACCACCUGAAUAUAGUAGUAUAUGAUAUUCUGAU
This is a messenger RNA of Panicum virgatum (switchgrass), 1021 nucleotides long. RefSeq names its product pathogenesis-related protein 1-like. The record is from RefSeq and is a predicted model, not a curated record. The transcript has a single exon. Gene Ontology annotation, cellular component: extracellular region. Bases 169 to 852 code for a protein of 227 amino acids. NCBI's taxonomy places the organism in Eukaryota, Viridiplantae, Streptophyta, Magnoliopsida, Poales, Poaceae.